AUGGCAAGUCAUUUGGCUAACAUUUACGGUACGGAGCAGGACAAAGUCAACUGCUCCUUCUACUACAAAAUUGGUGCAUGCCGUCACGGUGAACGGUGCUCGAGAAAACACGUAAAACCCAAUUACAGUCAAACUGUGCUGUGUCCAAAUUUGUACAAGAACCCCAUUCACGAGGAUUCAGGCAAGCACAUGAGUCAAGCAGAGCUAGACGAACAAUUUGACGCGUUUUAUGAAGACAUGUUUUGCGAAUUCGCGAAAUACGGCGAAGUUGAACAAAUCGUUGUGUGCGAUAACAUUGGUGAUCACCUUAUUGGAAACGUUUACGUUCGCUUCAAGUAUGAAGAGUCGGCUCAGAAUGCAAUAGACGAUCUAAACUCACGUUGGUAUUCACAAAAACCCGUGUACGCCGAACUAUCACCUGUAACAGACUUCCGUGAAGCAUGCUGUCGUCAACACGAGACCUCAGAGUGUGGACGAGGCGGUCUUUGCAAUUUCAUGCAUGCCAAGAAACCAAGUCCGCACUUAAUUCGAGAACUAAUGGCUGCUCAACGUAAGUAUCUUCUGUUGAAGGCUAAGGAUGAAAAAGAGAAGAAAGAAAAGGCCAAUGAACGGUCUUAA
Messenger RNA from Schizosaccharomyces japonicus yFS275, 618 nucleotides. Its product is annotated as U2AF small subunit. The transcript has 2 exons. Gene Ontology annotation, biological process: mRNA cis splicing, via spliceosome; mRNA splicing, via spliceosome. Lineage: Eukaryota; Fungi; Ascomycota; Schizosaccharomycetes; Schizosaccharomycetales; Schizosaccharomycetaceae. Gene Ontology annotation, cellular component: spliceosomal complex; U2-type prespliceosome; commitment complex. The record is from RefSeq and is a predicted model, not a curated record. Gene Ontology annotation, molecular function: RNA binding; nucleic acid binding; metal ion binding. The coding region runs from base 1 to 618 and encodes 205 amino acids.